Molecule: messenger RNA, 3185 nt
Organism: Carassius gibelio (silver crucian carp)
Lineage: Eukaryota; Metazoa; Chordata; Actinopteri; Cypriniformes; Cyprinidae
Product: NLR family CARD domain-containing protein 3-like
Exons: 5
Coding region: 101-2746 (881 amino acids)
Molecular function (GO): protein binding
Source: RefSeq, a predicted model, not a curated record
GGAGAUAGAUGUUACAAUUGCAUCCUACGAUCAGACCCACAUCAAGCAGAAAAGAACUGAAGCAGUCCUGCAGAGAGUCAAAGAUCAGCACAAAACCAGCAUGAAAAACAAGUUUGGCUGCUUAUUUGAGGGAAACAAACUACAAGAGAAUGAAACCCUCUUGAACAGGAUCUACACACAGCUCUACAUCAUAGAAGGAGAGAGAGAAGGAGUGAAUGAAGAACAUGAGGUUUUACAGAUGGAGAAAUCAUCCAGAACACAACACUCACAACAAAAUCCAGUAAACUGUAAUGACAUCUUCAAAGCCUUAUCUAAACCAGGUUAUGAGGAGAAAGACAAAAUCAAGACUGUUCUUACUAAAGGCAUUGCUGGAAUUGGAAAAACUGUCUCUGUGCAGAAGUUCAUUCUAGACUGGGCAGAGGGAGAAGCCAAUCAGGAUGUAGAUUUCAUGUUUGUGUUUCCAUUUCGAGAGCUGAACUUGAUUCAAGAUCGUCAGUACAAUCUUCACAGACUUCUGCUGGACUUCCAUCCUGAGCUUCAAGAUCUGGACUCAAAGAUUUAUGAGGAGUGUAAAGUUGUGUUUAUUCUAGAUGGUCUGGAUGAAAGCAGAAUGUCACUGUUUUCAGACGAUGAGAAAGUUUGUGAUGUGAAUGAGUCUUCAUCAGUGGCUGUGUUGAUGUCAAACCUCAUCAGAGGAAAUCUGCUUGCCUCUGCUCUCAUCUGGAUCACCUCUAAACCAGCAGCAUCCAAUCAGAUCCCCUCCAAAUACAUCAACCGUGUGACAGAAAUUCAAGGUUUCAAUGACCCUCAGAAAGAGGAAUAUUUUAGGAAGAGAAUCAGUGAUAAGCACCAAGCCAGCAGAAUAAUCACACACCUCAAAAGAGCAAGAAGCCUCCACAUCAUGUGCCACAUCCCCGUCUUCUGCUGGAUCUCAUUCACUGUGAUUGAGAAGCUCCUGAAAGAAGAUCUGAGUGCAGAAAUACCUCAAACUCUGACUGAAAUGUACAUCCACUUCCUGCUGACUCAACUGAGCAAGUAUGGAGAGAGAGAUCCACAGAAACUCCUAAAGACCAAAAGAGAAGUGAUUGUGAGACUUGCUGAAGUGGCUUUCAAGCAGCUGAUGAAGGGCAAUGUGAUGUUCUAUGAGGAGGACCUGAGAGAGAGCGACUUAGACAUCACUGAUGCGUAUUCUGGGAUUUGUACUGAGAUCUUUAAGGAAGAAUCUGUGAUUCAUCAGAGAAAAGUCUACUGCUUCAUUCAUCUGAGUGUUCAGGAGUUUCUCGCUGCUUUCUAUGUGUUUUACUGCUAUUUAAGAAGCACCAUGGAAGCCCUUAAGACAUUUGAUUCAAUGCACAAUUUGCAUAAAGGUGCAAUAGAUAAAGCCUUAGAAAGUAAAAAUGGGCAUCUGGAUCUGUUCCUGCGGUUCCUGCUUGGCAUCUCACUGGAGUCCAAUCAGAGACUCUUACAGGAUCUACUGACAAACACAGAGAACAGCUCAGAGAGCAUCAGGAGAACCACACAGUAUAUUAAAGAAAAUAUCAAAGAUGGACAUGCACUGUUCAUUGAAAGAUCUAUCAAUCUGUUCCUCAGUCUGCUGGAAGUCAAAGAUCAGACUCUGUCCAGAGAGAUUCAGGAGUUUGUGAAAUCAGAGAAACACACAAAAAAUCUCUCUCCAUCUCACUGCUCAGCAAUCGCCUACAUGCUUCAGAUAUCAGAGGAGGUGCUAGAUGAGCUGGAUCUCAAGAAAUACAACACAUCAGAUGAGGGCAGAAGAAGACUGAUACCAGCUGUGAUCAACUGCAGAAAAGCUCUUCUUGCUGGCUGUAAUCUCACUGGUCAAUCCUAUGAAAUUGUGUCAUCAGCUUUACAAUCCUCAAACCCUGUCCUGAGAGAGCUGGACCUGAGUAACAAUGACCUGCAGGAUUCAGGAGUGAAGCUACUCUCUAAUGGACUGAAGAGUCCAAAAUGUCAGUUGAAGAUAUUAAGGUUGUCUGGCUGUAUGGUGACAGAGGAAGGCUGUCAUUAUCUGUCUUCAGCUCUGAGUUCAAACCCCUCACACCUGAGAGAGCUGGAUCUGAGCUACAAUCACCCAGGACAAGCAGGAGUCCAGCUGCUUUCUGACAAACUGAAGGAUCCAAACUGCUCACUAAAAAUACUCAAUUUGGACCAUGGAGGGCCUUUCAGGAUCCGACCAGGUCUACAGAAAUAUUUCUGUGAUCUCACACUGGAUCCAAACACAGCAAACACUCAACUCAUUCUGUCUGAGAACGGAGAGGUGAAAUAUGUGGAACAGCCGCAGUCGUAUCCUGAUCAUCCAGAGAGAUUUAAAGAUAUUCCUCAGGUUCUGUGUCGAGAGAGUCUGACUGGACGUCAUUACUGGGAGGUUGAGUGGACUGGCUGGGCUCGUAUAGCAGUGGCCUACAAAACAAUCAGCAGAGAAGGGACUGUAGGUAAGUUAGGAUACAAUAACAAGUCCUGGUGUCUCUUCUGCAUUAGUGAUGGAUUUGUUUUCUGGCACAACAAUCAGAACAAAAACAUUCCUGCUCCUUCACCCAUUUCUAAAAGAGUAGGAGUGUAUCUGGACUGGCCGGCCGGCAUUCUGUCCUUCUACAGUGUCUCUGACACACACACACUCACACACUUACACACAUUCAGCACCACAUUCACUGAACCCGUCUAUGCUGGAUUUAAGGUUUUUGAUUCCUCACUCUCACUGUGUAAGAUUACACAACAGACAAACUACUGACUUCUACUUCUACUUAUUUCCUAAUCAUGGUCACAUGUCCCUUUAUGAAAAUAUUUGUUGUAUGAGGUAUAUAAUUUAUUAAUUUAACUGAAAUAGUAAAUGCAUGUUGAAAAAUGUUGUUAAACACGUGUAAAAUUACUAUGUACUGUAUAUUCAGUCCCACUUUAUAUUAGAUGACUUUAAUUACUACAUGUGAGAAAAAAAAAACAUAUUAUGUUGAUGUUGCAUUGCAAAACACAGUUUCUGCUAUUGAUGUGGGAUACGGGUGAGGUUAAUGACAGGUUUUGUGGUAUGGUUAAAUUUGAAUUAUAGACGUAACUACAGAAAUUAGAAACAGAAGUAAUAUUUAUGAUUAAUAAGAGAGCAUAUUUAAGAGAGCAAAUACACAUUUGUGUUGUACAUCAUUCAAGUUAUUUCUUUAUCUCUUCCACCUUACUAC